Acanthamoeba castellanii str. Neff is the source of this 2586-nucleotide messenger RNA. Its product is annotated as vacuolar protein sorting 16, putative. The transcript is spliced from 24 exons. Gene Ontology annotation, cellular component: endosome; lysosomal membrane; cytoplasm. Gene Ontology annotation, biological process: endosomal transport; vacuole fusion, non-autophagic; intracellular protein transport. Gene Ontology annotation, molecular function: actin binding. The coding region runs from base 1 to 2586 and encodes 861 amino acids. The record is from RefSeq and is a predicted model, not a curated record. Lineage: Eukaryota; Discosea; Longamoebia; Acanthamoebidae.
AUGUUCAACACUAAGACGUCGCUGGCCUUGGCCUCGGCGACGAAGGAGCAGGAGAAGGCGGAAGAGGAUGCCCUGCUCUCAGAGCCUCAUCCUACCACCCUCUGGAAGCCCCUCGGCGAUCGCAACUACCGAAAGAGGGAGCUGUACGAUUUGAAUUGGGAAGUGGACCUCUCCAAGCACGUCGUCACCGGCGCGCCUUGCGGCGGAGCCCUCGCGGUGGCGAGGGACGAAAGGAAGAUCGUGCUGCUCGCCAACACCGAAUCGCUCAAGUCGCAGACCCACAUCUACACCUCCUCCGGCGUGCUCAUCAAAUCCUUCGCUUGGGACAGCCAAAAGGGUCGCGUGGUGCGUUUGGGCUGGACAGCCGAUGAGAAGCUCGUCUGCAUCUUCGAGUCGGGUGCAGUGAUGAUCUACAAUGUACAGGGCGAGAACGUCUCCGCCUGGAGCGUGGGGCCGGAAUGCGGUGAGAUCCAGGACGCGUUGUUCUGGGGCACGGGUUUCGUGGUUCUCUCGAAAGCGUUGCGCCUGUUCGCCGUCAUGAACCUCGCCGACCCCAAGAUCCGACCUCUCCCCGAUGCCCGCCUGGAGAGUGCGCCGGUGACGUGGUGCGUUAUCGGACCCGACGUGUCGCUGUCGAAGGGCGUCGAGGUGCUGCUGGCCACCGCCACCGGAACCGUACUCCUGGUCACCCACGAGCACGUCAAGGAUCUGCUGUUGCAAAACGGACCGUUCGUGCGCAUGACCGUCUCGCGCAACGGCAAACUGAUCGCCUGCUUCACCGAAGCCGGUACGCUGUGGGUCGUGUCGGCCGACUUCUCGAAGAGCCUGUCCGAGUUCGGCACCGGCUCCAAGGUGCCGCCCAGCCAGGUCGAGUGGUGCGGAGCCGACUCAGUGGUGAUGUAUUGGCCGACGGUGGGUCUGCUGAUGGUGGGACCCAACGGCCAUUGGAUCAAGUACUCGUAUGCGGAGCCGGGCCUUUCGCUGCUGCCCGACCCCGACGGCCUCCGUAUCUUCUCCGCCACUAAAUGCGAGUUUCUCCAGAAAGUGCCCGCGGCGGUGGAAGACGUGUUCAAGAUCGGAUCGGAAGCGCCGUCCGCGCUGCUCUACGACGCCCUCGCGCACUACAAACGCGGCUCGCCUCGCGCCUACGAAAACGUCAAGAUGAUCAAAGCGGAGCUGGUGGAGGCCGUCGACGGCUGCAUUGAAGCCGCCGGGCACGAAUUCUCUCCGGCGCUCCAGCGACGGCUUCUCGAAGCCGCCGAGUUCGGCAAGGGGUUCGCGGAGGGCUUCCGCGCGGAGCGGUUGGUGGAGAUGUGCAAGGCCCUCCACGUCAUCAACAACGUCCGACAGUCCGACAUCGGCAUGCCCCUCACAUUCCUCCAGUACGACAUGCUGGGUCCGGAGGCGCUGAUCGAGCGGCUCGUGAAUCGGCACCUGCAUCCGCUGGCCGACGCCAUCGCGGGCUUCCUCAAGCUCAAGCGCGAUAGUAUCCUCAUCCACUGGGCCAGCCGCAAGGUGCGCACGGAAGCGCCAGAGCGGGAGAUCCUGGAGCAGGUGGUGUCCAAGCUCGCCGGGGUGCCGGGCGUGCCCUACGCCGACAUCGCCUCCGCCGCCUACAAGGCCCGCCGUCCCGACCUCGCCACUCGCUUGCUCGAGUACGAGCCGCGCGCGUCGGCGCAGGUGCCGCUCCUGCUGCACAUGGGCGAGGACGAAAACGCCCUCUCCAAAGCCCUCGACUCUGGCGACACCGACCUGGUGUACCUGGUGCUGCUGCACAUCAGGCGCUCGCGCAGCGGAGCCGACUUCUUCAAGAUCAUCCGCUCGCGCAAGGGCGCCGUCGACCUGCUCGUCGCCUACUGCAAGCAGCAGGACCUGGACCUGCUGAAGGACAUCUACUACCAGGCCGGCAUGCCCAACCAGUCGGCCCACGUCGCCGUGAUCGAGGCCUACCAGCACGCCGAGUUGGAGAAGCGAGUGCGUGGGCUGCAGAUUGCCCUCAACCUGUACAAGGACACCGGUGACCUGUUCGCGUCCAAGGCGACGGAGACGGAGAUCCGGCUGCUGCUGGUGCAGAAGGAGCUGGAGUCGGAGACGGGCGAGCGCGACUUCGUGGGCGGGUCCCUCACCGACACCCUCUUCCGCCUCAUCGCCUCCCGCAACCUCAAGCGCGCCCAGAAGAUCAAGUCCGACUUCAAGGCACGUUGGUUGUUAAGAGUUAAGGUGCCGGACAAGCGCUUCUGGUGGGUGGCGGUGCGAGCGCUGUCGACGGCGCGGGACUGGGCCACCCUCGAGCAGUUCGCCAAGUCCAAGAAGUCGCCCAUCGGCUUCCGGCCAUUUGCGGAGGUGUGUAUCGAGCAGGGCGCGAUGGACGAGGCGGCCAAGUACAUCGCCAUGCUCUCCGACUCAGCCGAGCGAGUGCAGAUGUUCCUCCUGGUGAACGCAAUUCGCGAGGCGGCCCAAGUGGCAUUCGAGCAGAAGGACGUGCAGCUGCUGCAGAGCAUUCUCCCCAAGGCCACCACCCGACAAGAUCAGGCGCUGGUGAUGGAGAUGUUGGCCAAGCUGGGCGUCUCUGUUGAAAGGCUCUGA